Molecule: messenger RNA, 2591 nt
Organism: Ziziphus jujuba (common jujube)
Lineage: Eukaryota; Viridiplantae; Streptophyta; Magnoliopsida; Rosales; Rhamnaceae
Product: hypersensitive-induced response protein 2
Exons: 6
Coding region: 1349-2215 (288 amino acids)
Source: RefSeq, a predicted model, not a curated record
GAAUUAGGAAUUUUCAUUCGCGAAUUGGUGUUUUCCGGUGAAUUGAAUUAUAUCUAAAUAUAUAUAUAUAUAUAUAUUUGCUAUGAAUUAGGUUUUCUAAUUUUCAAUAUGCGCGUUUCUUGCAACAAUUCUGGUUCCAAUUUUUCGCUAUGAUUUUGUUUUUCUUACUUUUUAUUAAUUUUGAACAGCCAUUUGGAAGCGUACGUUGGUGUUAGAUUUUGAGUUGUAUGUGAAUUUGUUUUAUUUGCUUGGAAUUUUUGAAUGGAAUAGUACUGUGCUUCUUAUCUAAGGUACAAUAUUCUUAUAAUAAUGGAGGAUACGUUGAAAAUAAUACUUUGUUAGUUUUAUUAGUUUAUACUUUCUUCGUUGUCUUCUUUUCUCAUCCACAAUCCUGCGGUUUUAUUAUAUAUAGUUGCAUUUAUUUAAUUAUUUAUUUUGGUUUUCCAGCUUUUCCAGUACUAGGGGAAGUGUUCUCAGUACGUGUGAGCGAUGAUGUUAAAUAAUUCGUGGAAAAUUAAAUUGUUCUUGAGGUAGAAAGAGGUAGAGAAAAUAUUAAUUUGAUCUUUUGGCAGUUUUUAUUUUGCAGGAGAAAUAGGAAGAUAGUGAGCUAAUUAAUCGAAAAACACAAUAUUAAAACUAAGGCUUCUUUAUUGUCGAAACAGUAAAAAAAAAAAAAAUGUUUUGAAUUUAGUGAAUUAUAUGGGAAAAGAAAAUUGAAACGUAAGGGGUCAGUGAAAAUUGAUGAAAUUAUCAUAUUGAAUUUUGUGAAUGGAUUUGUAGUCUGUGUCUCUAUAAGUUCUAAUUUUGAGUUAUAUGAGAUUUUGAACGAUGGAAGGGACAAAAUGUCCAUUGGUUAAGAACUUCUAUGAGGUUGCUUCGCUUUAGCAAGUUAACUGUAUUAUUCAUCAAAAGUUGUACUCUUCUUCUUCUUCUUCUGUUUUUUGGAUUGAUACAAUGCUUAUCUGUUGAGUUGGUGAUUUACCGUUGACUGGUCCUUUCUUCAAAUUAUAGCCAAAUGUUUCAUUUGAUGCCCUCAUGUAUCUUAUCCUAAUUUUUAUCUUUGACCUUUUAGUUCUUUUUUGGGGAAUGUUGAAUAGUCGGCUCCGUAUUUUGUUAUAUAUGCAUGUCAACAUCUAGUUAGGAAUAACACAACCUUUCAGAUUCAUUUUAUUAUUCCUAUCAUGCCUUCUUGUUUGGAUUGACUUCUAAAUACAGGCUGGUUAAUGCCUUUUAUUUUCAAUUUUUUGUAAUAAUCUUCUUCUCCUUCUUCAUCUUCUCUUCUCUUUUUUGUUUUCAUUUUGUUUAGGGUCCUUUAUUAAGUUUCACGUUGAUUUUAAAAGCACAAAAAAUGGGACAAGCUCUUGGUUGUCUUCAAGUGGACCAAUCUACGGUAGCUAUUGAAGAAUCUUUUGGGAAGUUUAGUCAGGUACUUGAACCUGGUUGUCAUUGUUUGCCCUGGUGUGUGGGGAGACAGGUAGCUGGUCACUUGUCCUUACGUGUGCAGCAGUUGGAUGUUCGUUGUGAAACAAAAACGAAGGAUAAUGUUUUUGUGAAUGUGGUUGCGUCUGUUCAAUACCGUGCUUUAGCAGAGAAGGCUUCAGAUGCUUUCUAUAAGCUCAGCAAUACCAGAGCACAGAUCCAGUCUUAUGUUUUUGAUGUUAUCAGGGCAAGUGUUCCGAAGUUGGACCUUGAUUCCACCUUUGAACAGAAAAAUGAUAUAGCCAAAACUGUGGAAGACGAACUUGAAAAGGCAAUGUCGCAUUAUGGGUUCGAGAUAGUCCAGACACUCAUUGUUGAUAUUGAACCAGAUGAGCAUGUGAAGAGAGCAAUGAAUGAGAUCAAUGCAGCUGCUAGAUUAAGGUUGGCUGCGAAUGAGAAAGCUGAAGCAGAAAAGAUAUUGCAGAUUAAGCGAGCUGAGGGAGAAGCAGAGUCCAAGUAUCUGGGUGGGCUCGGUAUAGCUAGGCAGCGCCAGGCCAUUGUAGACGGACUGAGGGACAGUGUGCUUGCAUUCUCCGAGAACGUUCCUGGAACAACAUCUAAGGAUGUCAUGGAUAUGGUCCUUGUGACCCAGUACUUUGACACGAUGAAGGAAAUUGGUGCAUCUUCGAAGUCCAGCUCGGUUUUCAUCCCACAUGGCCCUGGUGCUGUGAGAGACAUUGCCUCGCAGAUAAGAGAUGGUCUCCUUCAGGGAAAUUCCGCUAAUCAGGCUAAUUAGUGAUAUUUCUUUAUGGUUCUAUUAGCACCUAAAGCCAAAUAGAAAUUUUCUUUUGCUUCCUUUUUAAGACGUUGCUUGGUGUGAAUAAAUAAAUUAGGAGAUUUAUUUUGCGUGUAUAUUUCUAUUACCACCUUUAGCCAAUUAGUGUUUUUCUUUAGCGCAACUCUGAAAGUCGAGAGUAUUGGUAUACAGGAUUGGUGUCUGAUUUGUGCAUUCCUUUUUAAUACUUUGCUUUAUUAUGCGCAUAUAAGUAUUGAUGUAUAAAUUAGAUGCGAGAUUUAAUGAGAGUAUGUACCAAAGUAUUUCUAGCAACUAGUGCUACCACUUGUAAGUUUGUCGUUUUAAUCAUGAAAUAUUAUUGUUGGUUUCUUGUUUA